UCGGAUUGACAAGUUUGUAAUUUUCCUCAAUUUUAUUUUUCGGGUUUGCAAAUGUUUCUUAUGCUACAUCAUUGUAAAAUAACUCCCAUUAAUGCCGGAAUUUAUAGGUGGUGGUCUCAAUCCCAGAUAAAGUGAAAAAUAGUUAUUUAAGGUGUCGCAACAAAUCGAAAAAUAGCUCUGGUAUGAUGAUAACAAAAGAUAUAAAAAUCCAGCCUUGUCUGGUAAUGUACUCUUUUUCGUCAUAUGUGUGCCGUAAGGAUUAGCGAGUCAUGAAUGUUCGAAAUCGUGAAAGUUCAGUGAUGUGUACGUAACUGUGCGUAAAAGAGAUUAGAGGGUUUGUGACGUCACUAGAGCGAAAAGACAAUAAAAUUUCGCUACUGCUGUGUGAUGUUUAUGAGUCUCUACUGGUAAGUGUGGACUCAAUAUCAUUGGUGCAGUGAGGGGAGGAUUCACAGCGCACAGGAGGUCCUCCGCGAGGAUGGGUGGCGAUGUCUGCCCCCUCCGAUAGCGCUGCGAGCCCUUCACCGUGUGCGUGCACCAAUAUAUCGCUUAUGCAAUUGUUCCAUGAGUUAAAACAGAAGUUUCCUGGCGUGCCCGACCAUGUUGUAUCCAACACAAUCGAGCUGUACUGUCACGACAAAAGAGCUUGUGAGACACACCUCCACAGCGAAAUCAAAGCCUCCUUAACGCAUGCCUACCAUGCCUCCUCAUCAGCUGCAGCACGCCAGAUCAGUAAGCUCAGAGACAAUCUACCAGUCAAGUGCCGCAACCAGCCUAUAGUCAAAUAUGAAGUUGCUAAAACAACAGCUGUUGAAUCGUUAACUUGCCAGAAUCCUCAGCAGGCUGUGAUAAGCACCAACACUGAAUCUGAUUACGAGAAGCCCCAAUUAAAGUUAAAUACAGAUGCUAACCAAAAUGUUGUUGAAAGUGUACAAAAUGAAAAUAACAGUGCCCUAUCUCCAAUUACUAUCAUAAAUAUUGAUAACUGCUAUGCUAAAUACCAUGCUGAAUCACCCAGCGAUCUUGAGUUGACCAAUGAGAGUAAUAUACAGGAAAAUAAAAUACUGCAAGAUCUUAUAUCCAAUGAAUGUAAACAGACUGAGCUUAUUAAGGAAUCUGAGCAACCAGGGAGCACAAAUUACAGGAUUUUAAAAAGCAAUAAGGUAAAGGCUAAUUUGAAUGAAAAGUUAAUUAAAAAAGAGGUAAAAGAGAAAAAGACAAUAAAAAAAGAGUCACAGCCAAAUUUCCCGCAAGAAAAAGCUCCUCCGGAGAAACCUCAACGACCAAACACAUUAAACUUUAUCAAACAAAAUCCAGACGUUGCAUUUAAAGAAAAUUUAAAACCACCAGAUACUGAUAAUUGUCGAACUGUUUCCCCUGCACCUUCAUUACAGAAACCAGAGAGCAAAGAAAAAAAAACUGAUCCAGGUUUCUACAGGCCAGGGUAUCCUUUAAACUUAUCUGUGAAUGUUAACUGUCAUAUGGACAUUAGUCAUGGUUAUGGGUUAGAUGAUUAUGAUAGUCCGAGAGCUAUAACAUCGGUUAAUUUAACAGUUUGUACUCCAACUUCGAAUAUGGCGAGUCCUGUGAGGGAUACAAGGGAGGAGGAGGGGGGUUUUGAAGGACAUGUGACUGUGACGGUGAGCCCUAGUACAGUGCGGCCACAGCAAGUGAGACGAAGGGCACCUCCCCCGCCACAGUCAUCACGGAUAGAGUCACCUCGGCCUACAAGGGCAGCUCCUGAACCUCCAUCACAUGAUAACAACCUCAUCGAGCGACAAAAAGAGCGUCUCUCGAGGUUAGCAUCAGCCUUAGCGCAGGAGAAGGGCUGUUUGACCCAGUUGAACAGAGAGACGCAGAUACUGGCGGCGUCACCGCCCACGCCCAGCGCUGCACAGAGGUUGAGAGAUUAUGUGGAGAGACUGCGGGAUGAGUGUGACACUCUUGCCAAGAGACUAGAGAUGCGGGGUAGUGCUCGUGUAAUGCCCGUUGCAGAGCCAGAUGACAUGGGAAACUUUUACAGCAACAUCUACACGGGUCAACGGCCAACAGCGUCCUGGCAGUGCCACAUGUGCACCUUCCGGAACCACCCACUCCUGGACAAGUGCGAGGAGUGUGACAUGCCCAGGAUAUUCGUAGUUCGGUCACCAGAAGGAAUCACAGUACGCUUAAUGCCAGGUCGCCGGAAAAUUGUCCGGUCGUGGGUUUUAUGAAACGGGGCUGUAAUUACAGUGAAAUGUAUGUUUAAGAGAAUCCUAUCUUAAGUGCAGUGGGAACAAAAAAAUUAACAAUCUGUGAUAUUCGCAUUUGGUAGUCCUUAUUUUUUUUUGUCGAGCUUUAUUCGCACAUUCCAAAAAUAAAGUGUUUAUUAACUUAUUUAAAUAGGUUCUUUUGUUGAUAAUGUUAAGAACUGUGAGAAUUAGGAUUGUCACUUUCCUUUGGUGGUAGUAUAAGAAUGAAUAUGAAACGUUAUGUAAAAUGAGGAAAUAGGAUAUUUGAUUAUUCAAAAUAUCUCAAAAUAUUUGAAGUGCGUUUCGUGAAUCCCGGAGUCCCUACGUAGUCACGCGCGAUUAUGAUCUUUAAGUUUCUAGUAAUCAAGUUAUUUGUUACAAUAGCAAUACCACGUUGUUUAGAGUUUUGUGACGUCACAAGGUUGUAAACAGAGGGCCAACCGAUCAAUAGCGUUUGUGACCACGUGAACUUGGCUCGGAAAUUUACACUUUAUUUUCUAGUUUUGAGAAAUAUAAAAAGUGUGAAGAAUAUUAUUAAUCUUGACCAAUUGCAUCAGCACAAGUGAUAUUUGGAAUACAUUCUAAUAACCUAUUAAAGAUAAAAGGAUGAGAUUCCUUUUUUAAUAAUCGACUGCCUAAUUUCUACUAGAAAUGAGAGUAGUUUAUUUUUGUAAAGGUGACAACCCUAACGUGAGUUCAACGUUGUUGAAGAAUGGUUAUGAGAGAGCCUUGACAUUUGGUAUAACUUUGGUUUUUCCUUUCCUAUUCUCAGUGAGUGCUCUGCUGUACCAAAUGCGAAUAACUUACGUUAUUUUCGUUUCAAACACUACUGCACUUAAGGUGGAUAGGGAAAUAAUAUUGUUAUUAUAAACAUAAGUAAGUAUAUAUUUUAAAAUGGUGCUAAUUUGGUUGUACAGAAGUAGUAUAUUAUUUGGCAGCCCUUUUGGACCCAAUCAGUUCAUUUCUAGAUUAAGGUUUUUUUUGCCAAUUAGGUACACGUAGAUUGAGAAAGCACGAAAAGAUUGAUCGAUGAAAAUUGUUAUUUGUUAUAUAUACCAAAAAAAUAAAGACUGGAUUAAGUUCGAUUACAGCAAAUUUUUACUGUCAACAUGACAGAUUUGUAUGUGAUGACAGCCUCAGACAUCAGCUACCCAAAAUAAACAGUACUUUUGUACAACCGCAUUAGCAUCAAUAAAAAGUCUAUAUUAUUUAAAAUAUUUUGAUAAAUAUUGAAUACUAAAUAUUUCUUGUAUGAAGAAUGACUUUGGAAACAUUGUACUACUACUUUGUUUCAUUGCGUAAAUGUUUAUACCAGAGAUAAUAUAGAAACCUUUGAUGAGAGCUACAUUUCUGCGUUUGCUUGUAAAAACAGAUUAUUGACAAGUAAUAUUUGUCGAGGGAAUUUUCCGUUUCGGUAUAUACAAUGAAUGAACGCGAAAAGAAGGAAAAUCUAUAAGGUGCAAAAUAUUGAAGAUAUAAUAUUAUCAUUCGAAAGGCGUCAAUAAAUAGCUCUCUAAUAUACAAGUUCUAUAUCAAAGAACAUCUACAUGCUGUUUGAUAAUAUAAAAUAGUUACAAGUUAUACUUUCUGCCUUCAGACAGCCGUAGGGCUGUAUAUUUAACGUUAAUAUUUAAUGUAAUUUUUUGAUUUCAUUUAUGAUUAUUACUGUAUUUUUAUUUAUUCUGUUCUAUCAUAGUAUAGAAAUUGAAAUUGGGUCACAGUAACCAACAUAAAGAAGUAUAUUAUUAUUAUGAAUUACACCGCAUAGUUAUUCCUGUUUUUCGCAAAAUAUUUAAAUGACGUAAAUGUUUUAAUGACGUAUUAACUUUGUGCUGAAAUGGUUUCCUCCCUACCUACCUAUGUACCCUGCAAUCCGCUGUACUGCCUGCUGUACGUUAGUCUCACUAAAACUCGAGAGAAGCUGGACCUUUUUGGCUAAUUUAGGAUUUAAAAUAUUCGUGAAAGUCCAGGGAAGGUUUAAACGGUAAGAAAAUAUGGAAAUGUAGUAAAAAAAUAUGUUUCCAAAUAACUAUUAGCCUCACGUUAUUCUGGUAAUGAUAUAUUAUCGUAUUUGUUGCCAGUUUUUUUGAUCUCGUCGUUUAUAACUUUGAAAUUGAACUAAAUAUUAAAGAUUUAUGACAAUGGUGCCAAUUCUGUUUGUUCUACACAAAUCUCAAGGGAAACUUAACUAAAUUAACAGAUCUAAAAGCAGUGCUAUCCUUUACUCAAUGUUCCCGUCUGGGAAAUACAUAUAGGCAUUACUAUACAGGGUGUCCCGUAAUUCAACGUCAA
This is a messenger RNA of Pararge aegeria (speckled wood butterfly), 4523 nucleotides long. RefSeq lists its product as uncharacterized. The transcript has 5 exons. Bases 489 to 2213 code for a protein of 574 amino acids. Lineage: Eukaryota; Metazoa; Arthropoda; Insecta; Lepidoptera; Nymphalidae. The record is from RefSeq and is a predicted model, not a curated record.